This is a messenger RNA of Colius striatus (speckled mousebird), 2368 nucleotides long. RefSeq names its product mitochondrial transcription termination factor 2 (gene MTERF2). Gene Ontology annotation, biological process: termination of mitochondrial transcription; regulation of DNA-templated transcription. Gene Ontology annotation, molecular function: double-stranded DNA binding. Lineage: Eukaryota; Metazoa; Chordata; Aves; Coliiformes; Coliidae. The transcript is spliced from 2 exons. The record is from RefSeq and is a predicted model, not a curated record. Gene Ontology annotation, cellular component: mitochondrial matrix. Bases 950 to 2140 code for a protein of 396 amino acids.
CGGGGUGCGGUGCCGUUCGCAGCCGCCUCAGCGCAGCGGCGGGGCGCGGGGGUGCCGUGCCGGUCCCAGCCGCCUCAGCCCAGGCACGAGGCGCGGAGGCUGCCUCGGCGCGGCCCUCAGCCACGGCCCGCCGACGUUAUGUUCUGUUUGGCCUGGCGGGCUUUGCCAACAGCCGCGGCCUGUGAUGGCGAUGAGGGCCUGACGACGCACGGGGCGGGCUGCAGAAGGAGAAGCUGCCGGUUUGUUGAGUGACGCGUGUUUGGGGAAGAAGCCCAUAGGUGCGAGGCCUCGCUGCAGGCCGCGAGUGGCGGUUCUGCCCCGGGGGGCUUAGGCCGUGACGGUAGCCAGCGGCUGCGGUGGCCGGGCUAAGUGAGCAGAGUCCAGCGGGGCCUCUCACCUUCAGCCCCCACGUUGGCAGCAGGAAAACCGUCUCCUCCUCCUGCUCCUCCGCCCCGAAGCGGAGCUCAAAGGGAGUGAAAGGGGUGUAGGGAUAGGGGUGGUCCAGGCAGCCAGACUUAACACGACCUGGCUGUAGCUGAAAACUUUGUUUUCUGUGGACUAAAAGCACCACUUGAUGACCUUUGGCUUAAAUGGUGCUACGCUUCCUUAGACUUUUCUUUAAAUGCAUUUCCUAAGUUUAAGGAAAAAGCUAUUUUCCCCCCAUGAGUACAGUUGAGCAGUAGAACAGGCAACCCAGAGAAGAUGGGGUGGGCUCCUUCUAUCAAGGUUUUAAAGACCUGACUGGACAAAGCAGCCUGGUCUUAUAGCAAACUGUCAUUUGAACUCUUGAGGCCCCUGCAUACCUAAAAUCUCCUCAGACCUCUGUAGUUUCUUUUUUCCUGGAAAGCUUUAUGCCAGUCUAGCAUAUUUGUGUGAUCCUUUUUUACCUCACUUCCACGACUGACACAAAGCAGGGAUUCCUAUUUUUUUGUCUUGGCUGAAUUCCACCAUGUUGAGAGGAGUCGCUUACGGUGCAAAAGAGACAUUUACUCUUCUUCUGACAAGACCUCAGUACUGUAACUUGGGCUUGAUUCUUCCAUCAGUAGGGACUGGAGUAGCACACAGAUUCCUAAUACGUUCCAUUUACACAACUGAUACAAAAUCAGGAGAAGAAAACGAAAAAACCAUUGAGGGGCUCCACAGAUUGGCAGUUGACAUUAAGAAAAUACGCAGGCUGAAGGAGUGGGUCCUUCUCCAGGACGUGGCCUAUGUUAAAGAAGUUACUGAUAUCUUACAAGAAAUGGGGGCAGACGAGGCUGCUGUAGCCAACAUUUUAGAACGCUGCCCUGAGGCAAUUCUUCAUACUCCUGCAGAGAUAAACUCUCAGAAAGCUCUAUGGCAAUUAGUAUGCCAAAAUGAAAAACAGUUGAUUAAAUUAAUAGAGCAAUUUCCAGAGUCUUUUUUUACUACUGAGUGUCAUGAGAACCAGAAGGCAAAUAUACUGUUUUUGCAAGAGUUGGGGCUUAAGAAUAACAUAAUCACCAGGUUCUUGACAAGCGCACCCAGUAUUUUCCUUAAUCCUGUUGAGAAAAACAAAGAGGUGAUAGAGACAUUACAAAGAAAUUAUUUAAGUUUAGGCGGUUCUGAGGCAAAUAUGAAGAUCUGGAUACUGAAGCUAUUGAGCCAAAAUCCAUUUAUUUUAUUAAAUACCUCCACAGCGAUCCAGGAGAGCUUGGAAUUUCUCCAGAAGAAUGAUUUCACCGACCACGAAGUUCUACAGCUGCUGUCCAAACUCAAAGGUUUCAUUUUUCAGCUUACUUCUAGUACCAUGCAGGAGAGCAUGCUUUUUUCCAAAAACAUCUUUAAGUGUAGCGACCAAGAAUUAAAACAGCUGGUGCUGAAAUGCCCAGCCCUUCUCUACUAUUCUGUUCCGGUUUUGGAAGAGAGAUUUGAAGGACUCCUGAAGGAAGGAGUUUCUGUAGCUCAGAUUCGAGAGACGCCAUCAGUGCUGGAGCUGACGACGCAGAUUGUUCAGUAUCGCAUUAAAAAACUGUCUGCCUUGGGACAUGACAUCAGGAGUGGGACUCUGGAGAGCCUGAGUGGUACUAAGAAAGACUUUGAAGUCAGUUAUGGUAAGAUACAAUCAAAGGAGGAGAGACCAAUUUUUAAUCCUGUGGCUCCCACACGCAUCAAAGAUUAACUUCAAUGCUGUGCUUUAUGCAAAAGAAAGUUCUCAAAGCAGGAGCUGUUGGUUCAUUGAGAAGAGCAGAAACAAAAAGGAGCCUCGACCAGACUACAGACUCACCCCGUCCUGUGUCCUGGCACAGGCCUUGGGCAUAAACUGCAUUGUACAAUUGUAGCUUUUUAAUGCUUGCAAACAACAUCAGAGACCUUGGUUAUGAUAAAGGUUGCCUCUUUUUCCCCUGGA